CAUGGCGGCGCAUUUCUCGUCUCUCUCGGAGACGCCGCCGCUUCGUCUUCCCUGUUCCCCCUCCGCGCCGAGACAAAUGGUGAAGAAUAUAGCCGUUGCAGACUCUUACCGUUUCGCUUCCGCCCCCGUCACCCUUUAAAUCCCCUCCCCCUCUCUUCUUCCUCACCUCACCCAAAGCAAAUCAAGAGCCCUUCCCCCCCUGCGCUGGCCAUGGCUCCGAGAGCAGAAUCCACCUUCCUCUCCCUCCCUGCUCUCUACCUCGCUCUCCUACUCCUCUCUGUGCCCCUCGCGCGGGCGCAGGGACAGUGCUGUUCGCAGAAAACAUGGUGCGUGGCGAAGCCUUCUUCCGACGAAGCCACCCUCACCGCGAACCUGAACUACGCCUGCUCUCAAGUGGACUGCAGCAUCCUGCAACGGGGGUGCGCAUGUUUCUACCCAGACAACCUCAUCUCCCACGCCUCCAUCGCCAUGAACCUCUACUACCAGUCCAGGGGCCGGAACUACUGGAACUGCUACUUCAAGAACUCGGCCCUCGUCGUGACGACCGACCCCAGUUUCGGUAACUGCGUCUACGAAUACAUCUGAAGAGUGACCGAGUUCUCUCAUGCCUGAUGAGUCCAAAACUUACAUUACAUGUUCCUUCUCUGUUUUCUCCUCAGCAAAAUAUACAUAUAUAAUGGAUCUUCUGAA
Musa acuminata subsp. malaccensis (wild Malaysian banana) is the source of this 690-nucleotide messenger RNA. Its product is annotated as glucan endo-1,3-beta-D-glucosidase. NCBI's taxonomy places the organism in Eukaryota, Viridiplantae, Streptophyta, Magnoliopsida, Zingiberales, Musaceae. The record is from RefSeq and is a predicted model, not a curated record.